Molecule: messenger RNA, 2015 nt
Organism: Zingiber officinale
Lineage: Eukaryota; Viridiplantae; Streptophyta; Magnoliopsida; Zingiberales; Zingiberaceae
Product: auxin response factor 17-like
Exons: 3
Coding region: 151-1686 (511 amino acids)
Biological process (GO): regulation of DNA-templated transcription; response to hormone
Cellular component (GO): nucleus
Molecular function (GO): DNA binding
Source: RefSeq, a predicted model, not a curated record
UCCCGCAUAAUCCCUUUUCCGUCUCCCCUGCGCCCGCUUGCCUGCGUUGUCUCUCCUCCGUUUCCGCCGCUAUAAAUAUCUCCCUCCGUUGCCGCAGCUUCGAUUCGAAUCUCGGCUCCCCGAUCGGGAGAUCGAGAAACCCUACUCGAAAUGGCGGUCGGAGAGGUCGACCCCCAGGCGUGGAAGGCGUGUGCCGGCGCCGCCGCCCGCUUCCCCGCUGUCGGAUCCCGCGUCUACUACUUCCCCCAGGGCCACGCCGAGCAAGCCUCGUCGCCUGUCGAUAUACCCGGCGUCGUGUCAGCCGGGCUCCUCUGCCGCGUGUCCGCAGUCCGCCUCCUCGCCGACGUCGACACCGACGAGGUCUUUGCCCGUAUCAGCCUCGACCACUGCUGCUUCCGCAGCCCUUUUAUCUCGUCCUCGACCGUGCCCGCUAUCUCUCUUGAAGAAGACGGCGGGUGCGGCGGCUUUGUGUCGUUUUCCAAGAUCCUGACAGCUAGCGAUGCCAACAAUGGGGGUGGGUUUUCCGUGCCGAAGUUCUGCGCCGAGUCCAUCCUCCCGCCGCUUAAUUACGAGAAGGUCCCAACGGUGCAAAUUAUCCACGUGCGUGAUCUUCACGGAGUGGCCUGGAGCUUCCGGCACAUUUACCGCGGUACGCCGCGCCGCCACCUCCUGACCACGGGAUGGUGUAAUUUUGUCAAAGAGAAGAAGCUUGUUGCGGGUGAUUCGAUAGUCUUCAUGAAAAAUUUAUCCGGCCAGCUUCUUGUCGGCAUCCGCCGCACCAGCCGGUCCUGCGGCCUCACCGAGUAUCCACGUUAUUAUCCGAAAGAAGCAUUGGGGAAGAUAGAGAAGCACUCUUGGAGCGAGGGAUUCUCCAGGGAUGUUAAGGGUAAGGUUCCGGCCUCGUCCGUGGUGGAGGCAUUCGGAUUGGCUGGGAAGGGCAUGCCUUUUGAGGUCCUGUACUAUCCUAUGGCUGGAUUUCCGGUCUUCGUGGUGGCGGAGGAGACUGUGGAUGCCGCGUCAAAGGUGCGUUGGACCGUAGGAGCGAGAGUAAGGAUCUCAGUGGAAACGGAGGGUUCAGCGAGAAUGUCUUGGUUUUAUGGCACUGUAUCCAAAGUGUCAAUGCAGCGAUCACCAUGGCGAAUGCUUCAGGUCUCUUGGGAUGAGCCAGAGGUUUUGCAAAAUGCCAGAACUGUUAACCCUUGGCAGCUUGAGUUGAUUUGUGAUAGGCCUCAGCUAGAUGCUCCCUUUCUCCCUCCAAAGAGAUUGAAGGGAAUAGAAAAUUCCGAAUCUCGUCGUGACAUACUCGUUGAAAUGACAAGUUUUCAGAUGAUAGGAUCGGAGAGUGGAAACAGAAAACUCUUUGAUUACAAUUUGUUUCCUGCUAGCAUGCAGGGAGCCAGGCAAGAUUCAGUCAAUGCACCUAGUGUAUGGGACUGUGUCAACCAUUCUAAGCAAGUGCUACACAAUGGUCUAGCACCACAAAAAAAUGGUCUGAUCAUAGCCUUAAGUACCGAGAUCAACACACAGUCAGGAGAUUCCUGUCCACCUAGCGACAAUAGCACCCAAACCUCAGACGGUAAAAGUGCUGAGCCAGCAAAUAACCAGGUCAAGGUUUCUACAAGAUCUCUCCGGCUAUUUGGUAAAGUUAUUCACAUGGAGCUGCCUCAUAAUGGAAUGCAUUCAUGAGGAUAACGUGAGUGAUUUCGAAGUGCUAUGUCGAAGGCCUUGUCUAUAAGGAUUAACCAUGAAUUCCUAACCACUAUGACUUGCUUCUCCUUGCUGCAGUUAUCUUAGCAUUGCCUUGAUAUUCCACAUGUUUGUUUUCAGUGAAUUUUGUUAGCAUCAAUUGUCUAUACCAUUAGUUUCUUAUGUUCUAUUUGUUGUAUACUUUUUGUCGUUUCAUGUUCCUUUUAGUAUCGCACCACAUAGUAGCAGGUUGGUCACUAACAGAUUUGUACGUCGUACUGGAACCUCAUCACAUUACUUAUGUUCAUUAGUUACUGUUGCUUCUCUGA